AAUAAUAAGUAACACAAACCUUCAAAACUACUUCUUGGUUUUCGAUCGUCUUGAGUUUAAUUAAGUUUUUGAUUGAGUUAGUCUCCACUAAGAACAUAUAUAUACAACAAUGGCCGAAGGAGGACAGCUUAAACCAGUGGCGUCUUUUCUUUUGGUGCUGAAUUUCUGCAUGCACGUCGUGCUCUUGGCCAUCGGCGGUUGGGCUAUGAACAAAGCCAUUGAUCACGGCUUCAUCAUUGACACCGGACUUAAGCUCCCGGCGAAUUUCUCUCCGAUAUUCUUUCCGAUGGGGAAUGCGGCCACCGGAUUCCUGGUCACAUUUUCGCUGAUCGCCGGAGUUGUUGGAGUGGCAUCUGUCAUUGCCGGAGCAAACCACAUCCGCCGUUGGAACGUUACGAGCAUGCCCGCCGCUGUUUCUGCCGCCGCUAUUGCCUGGGCUCUCACUGCCCUUGCCAUGGGGUUCGCUUGGAAAGAGAUUGAGCUAGGCUUUAGGAAUGCCAAGCUGAGAACAAUGGAAGCAUUCACAAUUAUCCUCACUGUUACCCAGUUGCUGUACAUAGCAGCCAUCCAUGGCCCUGCAAGGGCGCAAUAAUAUAACAUCGAGCAACCAUAUAUUAUACUAUCCCCCCAUGUAUAUUGCAUAUUCAAAUGAAUUGUCAUCACCGUCAUCAUUAUUUUUUUUAAUUUGGUUUGGUAAUAAUUAAAUUGAGUGCAGUGUGAUUGAUUUACUAAACUCUUUUUCAUUUGGUUGUACCUUAUAUAUCUUAUUUUUCGAUUAUUACUCCGUAUUAUUUUUUCUAUUUGAUUCUUCAUCGUUUAGUUCAAUGAAAACAUAUAUGUACU
Cuscuta campestris is the source of this 843-nucleotide messenger RNA. The record is from the annotation of a GenBank genome assembly. NCBI's taxonomy places the organism in Eukaryota, Viridiplantae, Streptophyta, Magnoliopsida, Solanales, Convolvulaceae.